AUGGCGAAGCUCAGUGUGGACGACGAUUUGAAGCCUACUUCGGUUUUUGUGGAGGAUGCUGAGGCUCAGCAAGGGCAUUUGGGGAGUUAUAACCAAAAUUUCAAUGCAAGAAUACUCAAUCCUCUCGCUGGGGUCUCCAAGAUUGACCUGCACCAUCGGGUUCUGAGAUUCUGUCAAGAAUAUGGAUUUGAAGAUUAUAUUGAGACUUUCCAGAAGGGCGCUCUAGUAGCGCAGAACCAAAAAAGGUUUGAGAAUCUUCCGGAAUUGACCGAGGAGGACAAAUAUCACUUGAACCGGGAGACUACUCACAAGUGGCAUUUGCCAAAAUACCUGUAUUUCAGUAUCGCUUUGUGCUCCUUGGGAUCUGCAAUUCAAGGAUGGGAUAACACCGGUGCAAAUGGAGCCAACCUCUCAUUCCCACAGGAAUUUGGCAUUGAAGACAAUACAUGGUUGACUGGGGUUAUCAAUUCCGGGCCAACGCUUUUUGGGCUUCUCAGUGCAUGGGCAGCAGAUCCUCUGAACAACUGGCUUGGUCGCCGCGGUACAAUCUUUCUCACCGGUCUUUUCUGUGUGUUCCCUGUGCUAGCACAAGCUUUCACGCAAAACUGGUGGGGGCUCUUGCUCUGCCGCCUAUUCAUGGGUCUGGGAAUGGGAGUCAAAAUCUCUACUAUUCCCGUGUUCAGUGCGGAAAUUAGUCCCGCUUCAAUUCGCGGUGGUUUAGUGACGAGCUUCCAGUUGUGGGUAGCAUUUGGUACUCUAGUUGGUUUCUGCUCCAACUUGAUAUUUUAUCGUGUGGGGCGCCUUGCCUGGCGAUUUCAGCUCGGCGCUGCCUUUGUUCCGGCUGUGCCUGUAUUGUUCUUUGUGUGGUUAUGCCCUGAAUCGCCUAGGUGGCUUAUGAAAAAAGGCCGCUACCAAGAAGCGUUCCUUUCUUUCUGCCGAUUGCGCAAUACCGAGCUUAUUGCUGCUAGAGAUCUCUACUAUGCACACUGUCAAGUGAUGACCGAGCGAGAUGCGUUUUCUGGAAAGUCUCUAGGACAUCGUGUAUGGGAACUAUUCUCUAUUCCCCGCCUCCGUCGCGCCAUGAUCUCCAGUGCAAUCAUCGUUACAGCACAACAGUUCUCGGGAAUUAACAUCAUGAGCUUCUAUUCAUCAACUAUUUUCUCGGAAGCAGGGUAUUCCACUAGAGACUGCCUUCUCGCCUCCCUUGGGUUUGGAUUGACUACAUUCAUAUUUGCCUUCCCUGCUGUGUGGACGAUGGACACAUUUGGCCGUCGGAACCUGUUGUUAUUCACUUUUCCUAAUAUGGCCUGGUGCUUGUUAGCAGCAGGGCUUUGCUUCUUAAUUCCUAGUGACUCCAGUGCUCGGGUGCCUCUGAUAGCCUUGUUCAUCUACUUAUUCACGGCAUUAUAUGGACCAGGUAUGGGACCCAUUCCGUCAAUCUACUUUAGCGAGGCAUUCCCACUCUCACAUCGUGAGUUGGGUGCAGCCUUCACCAUUUGUGUGAACAACGCCGUUGGAAGCGCUCUGACCCUUAGCUUCCCAUCACUGCUGGCUAAGAUCACCCCUACUGGAGCAUUUGGAUUCUACGCCGGGUUGAACGUACUUGCCUUUGUGACCAUUUUCUUGGUGGUUCCCGAGACCAUGCAACGCACACUAGAAGAGCUUGACUACACAUUUGGCGUACCGAUCUACCGACAUGCCAGGCGAUCUGCCAAACUGGAGCCAUUGUACCGUUUGGAGGGGCUCUAA
Molecule: messenger RNA, 1749 nt
Organism: Penicillium longicatenatum
Lineage: Eukaryota; Fungi; Ascomycota; Eurotiomycetes; Eurotiales; Aspergillaceae
Product: sugar porter family MFS transporter
Exons: 15
Coding region: 1-1749 (582 amino acids)
Biological process (GO): transmembrane transport
Cellular component (GO): membrane
Molecular function (GO): myo-inositol:proton symporter activity
Source: RefSeq, a predicted model, not a curated record